GGCGCUGCGCCAGGACGCACGGCACGGGGACCCGGCGCGCGGGACACUUUUUGCAGCGUGCGGGCUAUAAGGAGAGGGGAGUGGCGCUCUGGUCAACAGAGAAGAGAGGAGAGAGACUCCACACGCAGACUGUAGCACGGCAGCGCCCGGAAUAAGGCGAUUAGCGCACUAUUAGUUCCGCUCCCGAGCUCAACUAGAUGCAGCGCAGAGAUCAUUGAGGGGAGAGGAGAGAGAGCUCGGAUGGAGAGGACGCGUUAUGCGCCACAUGGAUCGGCUUUGCUUCUUAUUGAUUUGCCUAGAUAAGUUACCUACUCUUAGUUUUUUGGCUGCCGGACAUCUCAGACACUCCGCAGCUCAUCUCUAUCUCAGAUCAAGGAGCAUUCUUAUAAACAAAUAAGGGGUUUUCCUAGAGGAGGGACGCACAAUGAAGAGGAAAUAUCUGGGAACGUCUCAGAGGAGCGAUCCAGUCCCUUCCUUUCUCAGCCCCGCUGUGAGCUGCUAGUGCUGUUCUUCCUGGUGGAUUGUAUCUGUUCACCUCAGGUGAACUCCCUAAAGGAAGUGCUGCCAUGGAGUUUGACAAUGAGACCAGCCAGAACAUUUCCAGCAUGGACGCGUACGGGCUCCAGGUGGCCCUGCCCCUCAGCGUGCUGGUGGGCUUCAUGAUCCUGUUGAUAGUAUUUGGUAAUGUGCUGGUGGUCAUAGCCGUGUUUACAAGCCGAGCCUUGAGAGCUCCACAGAACUUAUUUUUGGUCUCUCUGGCGUCGGCAGACAUUUUGGUCGCGACCCUUGUGAUGCCCUUCUCCUUGGCCAAUGAGCUCAUGGGAUACUGGUACUUUGGGGAGGUCUGGUGUGAGAUCUAUCUUGCACUCGAUGUGCUUUUCUGUACUGCCUCCAUUGCCCAUCUGUGUGCUAUCAGCUUAGACCGCUACUGGUCCAUCACGCAGGCCAUCGAGUACAACCUGAAGAGGACUCCACGCCGAAUCAAGUGCAUCAUUUUCAUCGUGUGGGUCAUUGCUGCAGUCAUCUCCUUCCCGCCUCUGAUCACCAUGGAGAAAGAGAACAGUGAGAAAACUCCAGUGUGUAAAAUCAACAACGACAAAUGGUACGUGGUCUCCUCCUGCAUCGGCUCCUUCUUCUUGCCAUGUGUCAUCAUGGUGCUGGUCUACAUACGAAUCUACCAAAUCGCCAAAAAACGGACGCGGGCGCCACCAGGAGACCGGAAGUGGAAUGAUUUGUCCAAGCCUGUAAACAUCUCUGCAGCCAACCUGAAGGAGAACGGCGUGGAUGAUGAUGCCAAGCAUCACCUCUGCCGCAAGAAGCUCAGUGAUGAACAGGACAUUGAGCUGAAGGAGGGGGUCAGAGACGAAGGGGGAGCUGGAGGAGAGGUCAACGGGGUGGACCUGGAGGAGUCCUCCUCCUCUGACCACAAGGUGAACAAUCCGUGCUCCAUUAAAAAAAAAUCUAAUAAGGGGAAACCCAGACUCAGCCAGAUCAAACCGGGGGACGCUAGCAUCCAAAAGCAGGUGCAGAGCAACAAGGGCAGCCGUUGGAAGGGCCGGCAGAACCGGGAGAAACGUUUCACCUUUGUGCUGGCGGUGGUCAUCGGAGUCUUUGUCGUAUGCUGGUUUCCCUUUUUCUUUACAUACAUGCUGAUGACGCUUUGUGAGUCGUGCGCCGUGCCGCUCACCCUGUUCAAGUUCUUCUUCUGGUUUGGCUACUGCAACAGUGCCCUGAACCCCCUCAUCUACACUAUCUUCAACAACGACUUCAGAAGAUCGUUCAAAAAGAUUCUGUGCAGGACGGACACCAGGAGAAACGUAUGACUCCACAUACUAAUAUGUAUUUUUUUAAUAAUAUUGUGCAUACAUAGUGAAACAUUUUGCUCAUUGUGCAUGAACAGAACAUUUGUGAACAUUUUUUGUGCAGCUGCACCGGAGUGGCUCUGUGUACAGCAUCUCCACCAGCCACAGCUUCAACACAGGUGGAGACCACAGAACACCACAGUCAGAACACAUUUUUAUUGUAACUGCUGUUCUUAUUUUUUUGGUCACAUCAACAGGAAAACAGUGAAAUCCAAGACAUGUAUUAAAUUUAUAUGUUGUGUAAAAUGACCCGUCUGAGUAAUUGUCUGUUUUAUGGAUGCAGUGUUGUUUCUUUUUGUAUGAUGUGAUGAUAAUGAUGCACAAAACGAUGAUGAAAUGUGACAAAAAUGCAUAUUACUAAAAAUAAAUAAAGCCCUUUUUUAAUGGA
Messenger RNA from Nothobranchius furzeri (turquoise killifish), 2250 nucleotides. RefSeq names its product adrenoceptor alpha 2A (gene adra2a). Gene Ontology annotation, cellular component: plasma membrane. The record is from RefSeq and is a predicted model, not a curated record. Lineage: Eukaryota; Metazoa; Chordata; Actinopteri; Cyprinodontiformes; Nothobranchiidae. Gene Ontology annotation, molecular function: alpha2-adrenergic receptor activity; epinephrine binding. Gene Ontology annotation, biological process: adenylate cyclase-activating adrenergic receptor signaling pathway.